CUCACCGACUGUUAGGCGGUCGUGUUAACGUCGCUCUUUGUAUAUGUUCCUCACGAUAUAAUCACGAAUAUAUUUGUGUGUUGUACGUACCUAGUACAUGUAUAGCGUGAAGGAUUACAUGUGAAAUGUACUGUGAAGUGACGCUCAGUGUCGUUUGAUGUUUGUUUGUGUGGAAGACAGUCACCAGAAGCAUUCAUGAUUCAGGAAUCGCAAUCAAGUAACGCCGAAAGAUGGAGUGGUCGGGGACCGGAGCACAACAUGGCACUCCAACAGAUCCUUAAGCUCCAAGAAGCGAGAGCCCUCCAUAAGACCUCUCUUCUCCCCAUUUACAAGAAGAAUGGUCUUCCUUCACCACCGGGAGCUAACUACGAGAAGCAUGACAAAAGGCCAGAAUACCUCGACACCAGGGCAUUCGAACAAUCAAAGCUGGAAGCUGAGUUCAGAAGGCUAAUGGAGCAUUCAGGCAGAGACGUCCGCAACGAUGAAUCUCUGAAAUAUUUCCAACAUAUGAUGGAAGCGAAACAACAUUACGAUUAUCUCAAAAGUAUUCAAGAUAGAGAAACCAGAAGCAGCCCCAAAGAAGCCACUACAGAAGUAAAGAAAGAAGCAGUGUCGCCCAGUCAUAAUAGGUCGACCCCAGUACCUCAGUCUCCCUCUCAUAGAGUAUCGUCAGCCGAAGCGUCUCCCAAUCACAGCAUUCGCCUAUCUACCUCAUCCAGUCCUCUCUCAACUACUAGUCCAAUUAACUCAUCACCUUUAAGUCACUUGCAAAAUAUGCAACCCUUCGAUUUUCGUAAACAAAAACCACAUGAGAACAAUGACAAAGAAGAGAGCAGAAAACCCUACGAUUUAGGCUCAGCUGAAAAGGCAACUAUGGACCUAAUGAGAAGUCAAUUCUUUAAUUUCCCAUUACCCACAAAUUUGCCUAUUCCACCAAUGACAAUGCCCUCGACAUUUAAUCACCAAGCAGCAAUGGUAGCUGCAUUAAGUCAAAACCCUAUGGGUUUAGCUUCACUUCAAGCUCUAUUACCUCAAAUGUCAGCGAAACCUACAGAACCAUCAGAAAAUAAAAUACAUAGCAACGGUAAAGGAAGAUCAGAUGAACUCAAACCUGAAGAUGACAAUGUUCUUAAUUUAAGCAAAGAUUCGUACGCAGAAGUCGCACAAAACUCUAGAAACAUGAUGCUUGGAAAGUGCAUCAGCCCACCGAAAAGACAAUGGGGUGCGUCCCAAAUGCCGCUAAAUCUAGGAACGCACUUUAUCAAUCCAGCGACGGGUAAAAAGCGUGUUCAGUGCAAUGUGUGCCUAAAAACAUUUUGUGACAAAGGAGCUUUGAAAAUCCAUUUCUCUGCUGUGCAUCUUCGUGAAAUGCAUAAAUGUACUGUCGAAGGCUGCAGCAUGAUGUUCAGUUCGAGAAGAUCUAGAAACCGUCACAGUGCGAAUCCUAACCCUAAAUUACAUUCGCCGCAUCUCCGAAGAAAAAUAUCACCUCACGAUGGAAGAACAGCGCAAGUUCAUCCUGUACUUAUUUCACCUCACAGGGCAGGGUUGAACAUUCCUCCAGUAAUCAAUCCUAUGCACCCAUUUGGUUCAUAUCCCCUUUUGAACCCACCACAUAAUAUGGGUCAGUUCCCGUCAAAUAUACCUCUAGACUACAAAAACAGCAUGAACAUGAACUUCUCGCCAUCCUUUGAUCACACGCAGCCAAUGCGUCGUGAGUCUGAUUCUGUAGAGAACAAAGACCAAGAUGGCCAAGGCGAGUCUGAUGAAGAUGACGGUAUCGUAGUUGUUGCUGGUGAUGACGAUGAUGAAGAUGGUGAACACAUUGAUACCAGUGACUAUUAUUCUACAUUGAACAAGUCCAUAGGUUCCAUAGAUGAUUCAGAAACGGACUUUGAUCAAAGAAGUGUGAGUGAUAACAACGAAGUAACUGACAAUAGAAAAGAUGAAACCGCUAGUCCUGAAGUAAUGAAAAGAAAACGCAAAAACCUUAAUCCUACUCGAUUACAUAAUCACUACAUUUCUGAAAAUGGUACGUCAAAUCAGAAACGUGAUCACCCUGAUACUGAGGAAAAUGAAAGUGCUGUUGAUUUAAAACGAGUAAAAACUGAGGAAAGUGAGGCAAACGGCGAGAGCAUCAAUGUUUCUCAUAACGAAGAUACUAAAACUAGCGAAGCCAAACCAGAAACACCAACUAUCAAAGACGAACCUACCGAUAUGAGCUACAACAUUCAAGACCUGAGGGUAAAGGAAGAACCAAUUGAUAAACAAGAAGUUUACAAGCCUGCUGACAAUAGACCGAAUGAAGAACAAUUUUCAUCAGAAAAUGCAUUGAAACGCCUUGAGAGUCUUUCUAAAGGCGAUUUUCCAACAGUUCCUAAGAAACACGAUACUCAUUCAUUAGGCCCGUACAAUCUGUCAAUGAACGAUUCAAUAGACUAUUCCGAUAGAUCACCCUCUUCUUCUGUGUCCAGUUUUGACUAUAACGCCGAAGACAGUCACGGUCAAAUUUUUGGCCACUUUGACAAUGGAUUUUUCGUAAGCACUACUGAUGUUCCUAUGGAUCAUGAGAAUCCCCGUAAAUGUACAGUGUGCGGAAAGAUUUUCCAAAACAUCUACGUAUUAAAGACUCAUUACCAAAAUGCGCAUUUAAAGCUUAUGUACAAAUGUAACGUGGAAGGUUGUAGAGCUGCAUUUACAUCGAAACGAAGCAAAGACCGUCACAGUGCGAACAUGAGUUUACAUCGAAAGAUUGAAGAAUACAGAAUAUCUGAAGAGUCUUCUCGCUUCUUAGACAAAAUACGAGAGCAGAUGGAAUUGAUUUCAAGGUACAAUGAGGAAGAGCGUGCAGUUCCUUACGUUGAAUCUCACAUCUACUACCGAGCGAAAGAAUCUGAUAAACUGAAGAACCAUUUGAGUCAACAGCUGCCUUUCCCAACUCCGUAUCCCCAUCUGCAACUACCAGAAUCCUAUCUUAGUAACAGGGACAUGUUUGCACAGCAUUCGUUCCUCUUUACACCGUUUGGUAUGCUCCCAAAUUUUCCUCCGAUCCCAUUAGGGUUCCUACCUCCAAGUCUGAACGCUUUCGGCUGUCAACCAAAUUAUUCCCCACCGCAUUCGAGAAAGCUUAACUAUUGUGUUGAAGACGAGGCACCACGACCGAAUAAAGAUGGGAGCUAUCCAUGUCGGGGUUGCAAAGAUAACUUUAAGGAUCUGACGAGCUUGAAGCAUCAUUGUGAAACCGUGCACGUGCAGUCGUUGCACCGGUGUUCGGUCAGCGGUUGCAACGCUGCGUUCUUCUCUAGAACUAAGAGGAAUAUGCAUUAUGAGUCUCAUAUGUCCCGCAGACAGAAUGGUAGAAUCCACGCAAAUCCCUCGUGACCUGAACAAAAUUGACUGUGUAGUAGAAUCUCCAGUGCAUUUGUGAUUUAAUUUAGUUUCACCAAAUAGUCUUGUAAAGUUAGUACCAGUACCUUUUUAUUCUCAGUAGGAUAUGGUGUGGUAUGUGUACAAAAGCGGCUCAGUCGUUUGUUUUUAAACUUUUUGCAGUGUAAAUAUUGACGUAGAUCGCUUAGAUUUUUCCAUGUGUUAUAGCAUAGAUAGUAUUUAAUUGUAAUUCAACAUUCCAAUAGUAAUAAAUCGUGCAAUAAAAAUGUAAAUAAAUAAUAGUGUAAUGUACAAAGUUUUGGCUGAUGUAUUUAGUAACGAAUGUAUAAUUAAGUACUUACAAUUUUAAAUGAUGUAUAGUUGUGAAAGUAUAGAACGUUUCCGUCUAAAUUAUGUUUUGGUCUUUUGGCACAAACGAAAUUAUCGCAACAAGUUAUGUAUCAUGUUAAUUUACGUAAAGAAACGGCUUCGUCCUUUGUUUUUAUUUAUCUUUUUUAUAUUAAAUCCUUUUUCUUUUAUGCCUCGUUGCAUUAAGUCCCGUAACUAUAUUGUGAAAAAGUUUUUUGAUCAUAUCUCCUAAUAUUUUGGUGCUAAAAUAUGUCAAAUUAUAAUUUCAAUGUUAUUGCUGUACAUUUUCUUGGUGUUUCUCAAUCAAGUCUACGUGUAAUGUGAAAUAUUAGAAUACCUACCUUAAAUUGUAUAAGUACCAAAAAGUAUUAAAAACACUAUAAUAUUAAGAUUGUACUGUGUAAAUAAAACAUAUAUACUUCCUUUUUGCCAAACGAUAAUAAGUAUGUAAUAAAAAGUUUGGAAAAUUU
Helicoverpa zea (corn earworm) is the source of this 4205-nucleotide messenger RNA. RefSeq names its product zinc finger protein basonuclin-2-like. The transcript has 2 exons. Lineage: Eukaryota; Metazoa; Arthropoda; Insecta; Lepidoptera; Noctuidae. Gene Ontology annotation, cellular component: nucleus. The record is from RefSeq and is a predicted model, not a curated record. Bases 196 to 3381 code for a protein of 1061 amino acids. Gene Ontology annotation, biological process: regulation of DNA-templated transcription.